Messenger RNA from Lemur catta (Ring-tailed lemur), 6964 nucleotides. RefSeq names its product leucine rich repeat containing 58 (gene LRRC58). The record is from RefSeq and is a predicted model, not a curated record. NCBI's taxonomy places the organism in Eukaryota, Metazoa, Chordata, Mammalia, Primates, Lemuridae. The coding region runs from base 117 to 1232 and encodes 371 amino acids. The transcript has 4 exons. Gene Ontology annotation, molecular function: protein binding.
GCGCCACUUCCGACUCAGGCCUCGGUUCGGGUUCCGGGGCGCCGCGGAGCUCCCGGCCCGUGCACCGCGCGCGGCCCUCUGGGCAAUCCGGCGCUAGGCGCCGUGCGGCCUCCGGGAUGGAGGAGGCCGUAGCGUCGGUGGCCACGGCCGGGGAGGCCGAACUGAACUGGUCCCGCCUCAGCUUGUCCCCUGAGACGCUGGAGUCUGAGCUGGAGGCGCGAGGCGAGGAGCGGCGCGGCUCGCGGGAGGCGCUGCUGCGUCUGCUGCUGCCUCACAACCGUCUGGUGUCACUGCCACGGGCGCUAGGCAGUGGCUUCCAGCACCUCCAGCUGCUGGACGUGAGCGGCAACGCGUUGACCACGCUCGGGCCAGAGCUGCUCGCGCUGCACGGCCUGCGCACGCUGCUAGCCAAGAACAACCGGCUCGGCGGGCCCAGCGCGCUGCCCAAGGGCCUGGCCCAGUCGCCGCUCUGCCGCAGCCUCCAGGUGCUCAACCUCAGCGGCAACUGUUUCCAGGAAAUGCCCGCCUCGCUGCUGGAGCUGCGCGCCCUGCAGACCCUGAGCAUGGGCGGCAACCAGCUGCAGAGCAUCCCCGCUGAGAUCGAGAACUUACGGAGUUUAGAAUGUUUAUAUCUUGGGGGAAACUUCAUCAAAGAAAUCCCACCAGAAUUAGCAAAUCUGCCUUCUCUGACUUACUUGGUAUUAUGUGACAACAAAAUCCAAAGUGUGCCUCCUCAGCUUUCACAGUUGCAUUCACUUCGUUCCCUCAGUCUUCACAAUAACUUGCUGACAUAUCUUCCUCGAGAGAUCCUCAAUCUUAUUCAUCUGGAAGAAUUGAGUUUACGAGGAAAUCCAUUGGUUGUUCGUUUUGUUAGAGAUUUAACCUAUGACCCUCCAACUCUCUUGGAAUUAGCUGCACGGACCAUUAAGAUACGAAAUAUCUCCUACACCCCCUAUGAUCUUCCUGGGAAUCUUCUUAGAUACUUGGGUUUAGCCAGCAAUUGCCCAAACCCAAAAUGUGGAGGAGUCUACUUUGACUGCUGUGUCAGACAAAUUAAAUUUGUAGACUUCUGUGGGAAGUAUCGCCUCCCACUGAUGCACUACUUGUGUUCUCCGGAAUGCUCUUCCCCUUGCAGUUCUGCCUCUCACAGCUCCACAUCCCAGAGCGAAUCUGACUCAGAAGACGAGGCUAGUGUUGCCGCACACAGAAUGCAGAAAGUUCUUCUUGGUUGAACAAGGGUGGUGCGAAAUACUAAAAAACUGAGCAAAGGUGGUUAAAAAAGAAAAUAGAGCUUGAAGUUUACUAGAAACCUUAUCUUCAUUCUGAAUGUCUAUGAAAGAGUCGAGGAUGAUGUAAAAGAUUUUGUUUUAUCUACCCAUUCAGCAGGAAUGAGUCCAGUUCCAUGUUUGGAUUCUUUGAAUAUAAUUUACUCUGAAUGGCAGUUCCAUAUUGGGCUGAUAGUUUGCAAUUUUCACUCUAGUUUUGCAUGAAUCACACAGUAGAAUGGUACAUUCUAAAGAGCAGUGCUAUGAAAAGCCAUGAGUAUGAGUAGUGUAACUUGUAGCAGUUGAGAUGAAGAAUGCAGGACGUUAUCAAAACUGUAGUUAUUACCAGAGUUGUCCUGGGGUUUAGGUUGAACCAUUAUCAGAAUUAGCCGUUCCUUCUUAUAUUGCCCAUAUGUUUAGAUUACACAGCUAUUAAGAUAAGCUCACACAUGGUUACAUAGGACCUAAACUAUUCUGACCAAAUAACUGGUAAAGUAAGGGAUAUAACUUUUAAGUGGGAUAUUAAAACUCUUCAGUUCUUCUCCUUUGUUCUAUAUGAUUGUUAUUAACAUGUAAUCCCACAAUGACUGUUCUAGUGCCUUAGUCCUAGCAAGGAUAUAGAAAUUUAUUCAAGAAAUAAUUCCAGAGCAACCUAAAACAUGACAUACUAUACAGAACACUUUAAAAUGUGCUUUAACAGAACUAGGUCAACAACUGUAUAUCCAAUAUCUGAUCUCAUAGCCAUUUGACUUUCAUUUUUUCGUUCAAAUGUAUAGUAAUCCCUUCUAAGCACAUCACUUUUACACUUAAUGGAAGGCCACAAUCUUAAUCUUCUCAUAAGACAGAAUAAUAGUUUUUGACAGAAAAUUCUGAAAGAAAUGUAAACUAGGAAAGCUGCUUUAUAUCUUGCAUUAAAUGAGUGGAGAAAAAAAGUGACUCCUUUGCCUAUGUAAUCUGCUGAACUGUAACUUUCUUUACAUUUAAAAGAGAAACUAUUGAUGAUACAACUGGAAAAGCAUGACAAGAGGCUAAAUAAAAUUGGAGGAAGGAGUCAUUGUGUUUAUACACAAUAGAAUAGUUUCCAAAACUACUUUAGCCAUGGGAAUACUUUUUAAAAAUAAAGUAUUGAUAAAGUAGAAAAAAAGUAUUAACUAUAUUGUAUCCAUAAAAUAUAGCAGAAAAACAGUUUCACAAAUUAAUUCCCAUUAGAAAUUACCAAAUUUUUAUUAACUAGUUUAAUAUGCAAUAAAUAUUGUAUAAUAUAGCACAACUAUAAGUUGAUAUUAUAAAGUACACAAACAUUUAUAGUAAUCAUUAGAUAACCAACCUGUAAUAACAUGAUGUUUAGUUGGUAACUGCUAAAUAUACAAUAGUAUACAGAUGAGACAAGUGUUAGAACAUCAGAUGAUCUCUUUUUUGACUUCUGGCAUUCAUGACCGGGCAAAUCAUUUCUUUUUUUUUUUUUUAAUCAAGAUCAUUAAGUAUGGGCACAUAAUUUCUUAAAGGCAGAGUGUUGUAUAAUAAUGAUAUAUGUGUAUUAGGAUUUUUUCAUAUAUAUUUUUUACUGUAGAAGAAACUGUAGUAUAGGAUAAUUCAGGGUUUAUGUGUUUAUUUGUAUGUUAAUUCAUGAAACAUGAGAGUUUCAUGAACUGCAGUUGUGAAACGCUGCUAUAGAGUGAAUCCCUUCCCCUUUACCUUGUUAUAAUGUAGUAAUUUUUCUUUUUGGUUCAGAAAUUUUAUACGUCUAUAGAAGUAAUCCAAUGUUUCUACUGCCUAGCAAAGUGAUACAUGCGUGCUUAUAUCAUAAAAUAGAGGUAAUAAAGUCUUUGCUGACUUUUCCGUGUGAGCCACAGCAUGCUGCAAACUGCAUAAUUAUGAAAGGUAAAGAUGACUUAGGCUAUGCCUAAGCGACAAACCUAAAAUGUUUUGUAAGUGACUUAGUUAAGAUACAUAAAAUAUUUUCGUAGAAAAUAAUGUAUUCAUAGUAAAAUACCUAAAUUGAUAGGACCAAAUUUUUUUGCCUUAAAUACCUGUGCUUAACAGCUUGAAUAGUCUUCUAAGAGUUAAUCUUUGUAAAAUAAAUUGGUAGGUAUGUAAAUGUAGUACUUAAACUUACAUACCCUUUCCAGCUUCCUAGAAAGAAGGUAUACUGUUUCAUCUUUUACAGAUAUAAAUAGGUCCAACCAGAAACAGUUUCUAGCCUUUGCUAUGUAUUGUAGAUGUAUACCACAUCUUUCAACAAAAUGUUCUUUCAACAAAAUGUGGUUCUGUGUACUGUUGAAAAAUCUAUGACCAAUGUACAACUAUCUUUGGUAAACUUUUAAUGAAACCUAUAUUUUAACUGUUAGUGUUAUCUUUUUUAAAAAUAUUUGACCUAACCUUUUAUAAGAGCUGCUAAUAACUUCUAAGAUUUUCCUGUUUUCUUUUUCCUACCUUCCCUUUUUGCAUAAAUGAUGAUUACAGAAAUUAAUCAGAAGGUGAGAGACAAGGGACUUGAUAAUCUAGAAACCAUAUAAUCAGCUCUCAAGUCAUAUAGCUGACUAUGUAUUUAAAAUGACAGUCUCUUUAGUUCCUAAGUCACGUGUUUGUAUUUAAUUACAGUUAAACUUUAAUUGGGCUUUUAAAAAGACAUUUACAGAAUCAGCAAAGUCUGAUUUUCAUAAUGAAAUAACUUUUUGAUCCCACUCUACUUAGAUAAUUUUAGUUGCCAAAACUGUGACUAAAACUACUUAAGCAAAACAUUAAUCUGUUUAGAAUGGAAUUCUUCACUGCUAAUAUUUGAAAUUGGAAUGAAUACAUUAUACAUUUCUUAGUAGUCUUUAUUCCUAGAAUCCAUUUCUCUCAGCAUCACCAAACUGAGUUGUGUGAGAUAGUCCUAGGAUUUUAGAAAAUAGGAAGAUUAGUUAAUACAAUAUUUUGAUUCCAUGGUGCCAGGGAUUGGCUGAUGCAAGGACCAGCUGGUCAGGGUUCUCACUAUUCCUGUAUUUUGAAUAGUGGAGGUAGAUCCAAAGCUGACUGGUCAUAUUUUACAUCUAAAUGUGUGCUGAAGGGGUCUUGUUCCACAAUUCUUGAUAUUUAGAACUUUUUUUUACCACAUUCAAAAGUAAAGAUUUGCAUUGUAAACUGUACCUCAAAUUUGAGAAAUUUUUGUGUUGAUAUAAAUAAAAGUAGAAGGCGGUCCACAAGAGUGCAUUGUAAUACUGCAGAACAGUUCUACCAAUGUUAUAAAUAUCAGGUUUAAACAAAAGAAGAGAAGGAAAAGGCUGAUUGCUGGAGUGUUAAAUGAAAUCUUUGAAAGCAACAAAGGGCAAGGAAAGAAAAGUCACCGGACACCUACAGAUAGUCCUGGGCCAAGAAAGCUUUUUAAAGUCAUAGUGAAUUGUUUUAAAAUUAAGUUAUUAAGUGGCCUACUGACUACCAUUUGAAAGCCUUUAUCACUAAAUUUAUUCAGCCUCCACUAUUGGGAAAUUAGCCACAUUCCUCCAUAAUGAAGGGCCAGCAAAUAAUAGGAUUUCCUUACAGCUAACCUUGUUCUUCCCAAAGGGAGAAAGUAAUACCUCAUUAACCUGGAAUUUGUGGUACAACAGGUAGCCUAGGUUAAUGUUUAUUUUUUCACUAUGUAAAAAAGUAAAAACACUAAGCAAAUAGUGCAAAUAAAGUUUGGUCUUUUAAAGCAUUUUAGUAAUAGCUAUUUAUAUAAAAAGUGGUUAUUUUUCCUAAAUCUUCAUAAGACCCUUUGUAGGUAAAACUUUUAUCAAGUAUAGCAUGUGUAUAUAAGAUUAGUUAUGCUGCAUUUAGUUAGAAGUACCUAAUUUUUAGCUAAAUGAUCCCCUUCUCAUCCAAAAGUAGAGAUUUUAGGUCAGUAUAUAUAUUACUCCCCAUUUAGCCUAAAAUAAUGAGCUUUUAAGUUAUGCUUGGUGUUUAACAACAGUAAAGGCUAUUAUAUAGGUUUUUAGGCACUGUGACCUGUAAUAUGUAGUUCUGAUUCCCUCUGUAUUGUAAAAAAAGUAUUUGACCUUCACUGUUUCUAUAUUAAGCACUAUACUCUAUAUAAUAUUAAUGAAUUUUAUAGCAUGCAAUUUUAUAUUUUCAUUGUAAUCAUGAUCUUUUUAAAGGUUGCAGUGAUUUCAGUUGUCAGAAAGUACGUGCCUUAAAUCCUCCACUGUAGACCCAAAGUUUGGGAAUGAGAUCAUUUAAUAAGUUGUUUGUGACAGCCUCGUGACCUUUUGAAUUUGACUUGAGUGAGAAAAACUGAUGCUAAGAGAUUCCUUCCCCUAAAAUGGCCUAACGUGUAUGAGUCUAGGGCUUCUAGGGAGGGAACCUCAAUCAUGCAUACCGUCCCAGAAGGUGAAUGCCAUAAAGAUCAGGGUCCCCCGAAAUAAAGUCAGUGAAAAGGUAUAUUCUCUUAUAUGUUAUUUUAUUUAAAAAAUUUAACUGGUGCCACCAAAGAAUGAUAACAGUUUCUAAUCAUCUUCAUAUUUAUAGCAUCAUAUGAAGAUAUUGUGAGGACUAGCAUAGCUUGUAGUCUUGUAAUAUAGGUUCAAGAGGGGAUAUGUUUUAAUAUUUUUGUACGUAAAUAUCCCCAUUCUUUGUUUAUCUCUCCUUGGUCCGUAUUUACUAAGAAUUGUUGUAAAAAAUAACAGUUUGCUAACAUUACACAUUGUUGAACACUCACAGGGUAAUAGUGAUUUGGGUGCUACUAGACUUUUAACUAGCAUUGGUCAGUCUAAAUAAUUCUUGUAAGGGACAGUAUUCAAUCUAGUAAAUAUUAAAAUCUAUUAGUUUAAUGAAGGUUAUUUAUAAACUGUUAUAUCAGAAAGCCAUAGUAAAAAGACCGUCUGCAUUCACAGAACUUAAUUUGUUCCUUUGGCUGUGAAUACAUUGGGUAAGACUGUUUUUUUGUAAAUUCCAGCUGGGGGAAGAUACUGGGAUAAGAUUGACAUUGCUAUUGUUGGUAUUGCAAAAACUUUAUAAAAUUGGUUAAUUCUGUCUACAAUUGAUAUUUAAGAGAAUCCUUUCACUAACUUAAGUGAUUCACAUUGAUGUGUUAUUGAGAAAGAGUAUUAACCUCAACAGUUACUUUAUAACAAUCAUGUAAAAGACUUGUGUGCCAGCAGUUGAGGUUCAUUGCAUUUCUGAGACCACUUUGUAUGAGAAACAAAAACAUAGUGGGAGAAAAAUUUAGAAUAACCAGUAUUUUAACUUUUCAUAAAAUUUGGGACCUCAAAGGAUACUAAAAAUAUAUUGACUUUUACUUUGAUCAAAUUUUUAUGCUCUGAUUUCUUAAUUUUCUGUAUUUGAAAUCUUGUGAAUUAUGAUCUACAUCUAUAGAUACAUAAAUAAUUAUAACUUAAUGGUAAAGAUAAAUGUAAUUUGGCAACAUCAUUCAACAAUUAAGUUUUAUUUUUGAGAUAAGAUAUUGUUUAUUGUAUCAAAUUUGUAUAUUACCUUGUAAUUCUAAGUGCUCUAAAAAGAAUAUUUAGGCUACUUCAACUCUAGUGCCUUCCCCCGUCCCAGACAUACAAAAGAAUGUGAUCUUGUAUUAACAAACCCUGUGUGUGAAUUUUGCCUUAUCAAACAUUGUGCCUUAUUUCAUUAAAAGUGUUUUGUUGGAAUCCAAUUCUGUAUUCUGGAAAAGUAACAGUAUUUUAGUCUUGAUUGAUGAGCAUUUACUUUUUUAAAGAAUCUAAAAAUCCUUA